ACUGUAAAACCUUCAAUUCGAAAUGGCGCAAUAUUACGAAAUGUCUGUCGAUGAUUUAUAAUGUUCAAGUGUUUGCCAAUCAUAGGACCUUGCGGUCGACAUAUAGAUCAUAUUGAUAGACGUCAUUCAAAGCUUGAACAAGUUCCAGAUGACGUAAUAAGAAAUUUUCGCACGUUAGAAGAGUGUCGUUUAGAUGCUAAUCAAAUCAAGGAAUUACCAAAGAACUUUUUCCGCCUGAAGCGCAUUCGUCUCCUCACGCUCAGUGAUAAUGAGUUAACACGCUUGCCAACUGGAAUUGGCAGCUUCUCUAAUCUUGUGGAGUUGGACAUUAGUAGAAAUGAUAUAUCUGAGCUUCCCGCGAGUAUUCGGUUCUGUGAUUCUUUACAGAGUUUGGAUGUAAGCAAUAAUCCUUUGCAAAGCUUACCUGCUGGGUUCUGCCAGUUGCGCAAUCUUCGAGUUUUAUGUCUUAAUGAUAUUUCGAUUGCUGAGCUUCCAGAAGAAAUGGGCAGUUUACAGUUACUAGAAAAAUUAGAACUUCGUGAUAAUUGUCUCAAGUCAAUACCAGAUUCCUUCGCUGAUCUUAUUCAUUUGGAGUUUCUUGAUCUUGGUGCCAAUGAGUUUCAAGAGUUGUCUCCCGUAAUUGGUCAGCUUUCUCAAUUGAGCGAAUUAUGGAUAGAUGAUAAUGAAUUGAGAUCAUUACCUGAAGAGUUGGGAAAUCUUGGGAAUUUGCAACAGUUGGAUUUAUCAGAAAACCUUAUUUCUACUCUGCCUGAAAGCAUCUCGGGAUUAGUUUCACUGUCGGACCUAAAUUUAUCACAAAAUAGCAUAACACAUUUACCAAAUGGCUUAGGUGAUUUAGACAAGUUGAUCAUUUUAAAGCUCAAUCAAAAUCGACUGCUAACAGUAACACCAACUAUAGGAAACUGUUCCAGUUUACAAGAAUUAUAUUUAACUGAAAAUUUUCUUUCUAAACUCCCGUCUUCUAUUGGCAAUUUAGUCUCCAUGUUUCAUCUGAAUGUUGAUCAAAAUCAAUUGACUGAGUUACCCUCUGAGAUUGGUCAAUGUGCAUCACUUAAUAUUUUGUCUCUUCGAGAAAAUAAUUUGCAUAGAUUACCUAAUGAAAUUGGUAAUUGUACACGUUUACGAGUUUUGGAUGUUUCUGGGAAUAGACUUGAUCGUUUGCCGUUUAGUUUAUCAAGAUGCUCAUUGACAGCUUUAUGGCUUUCACAGAAUCAAUCUCAACCAGUUAUUACGUUACAAAGAGAUGUGGAUCCUGUUACUCAAGAACAGUAUCUCACAUGUUAUUUACUACCACAGGAUCAACUAGACUCACGUGUUGAAACUGAUCCAACUAUGUCACCAUCUGAAUUAGAUAGCUUUUCUGCUUCAUUAAACGCUAACAUUAAAACAAACCAUGAUUUACUUGACAAUAUCAGUACUGAAAUAAAUCAUACCUAUGAGCCUGCAGAUAUGCAUAUAUCAAUUCCUCAAUCAGAUCUUUCAAAAAAUCGAAGUAUUUCACCAUCGAAACAUGAAUCGACUAAGCCAUCGACUUCACCAUCAUCAACACUGAAUGAUAAUUCAGCAAUAACAAAUGAUCCUAAUUCAUUAAACAAUCAUAAUUCAAUUAAUUCCACAACUAAUCCUACAAAAAAUUUACCAUAUUCAAAUUCAUCUAUUAAUUCACCGUCAAAUGUAAAUGGUAAUUUAGAUUCAUCCUAUACAUCACCAAAUCAUAUAAAUGAUCUUUCUACCUCAUCUGCACAUUCAUCUCUAUCUAUGCAAACAUCUGCAUCAAGUCGUGUUCAUUUCUCUGGUUCAGUUAAACCUGAUGAGAUGGAUAAAUCAGGUUCCAAAGGUUUUCCAAAAACACGUCAUCCCCGUUCCGGUAAAAAAGCUAUGGAUAAUCAUCUUAUUAGUGGUAAAGAUGAUUCCACUCAAUCCAGAAGUGCUAAUUUAUCUUCAAAUACAUUUUCUGAUGGCACCAGUUCUGCUAGUUCAUCAGAAUCUCUAAAUGAUGGAAUUGCUCCAAUCUCAAUGUCGGAAUCAUUAAAUCAUGAUUGGAAGUCUCCAAAACCUAUUGAUUCUAAUUUUAACUCUUCCAUUUAUCCAAAUCAUCUAAUGAAAUCGAAUGAUGGGAGUUCUGUGGUGACUAACGAUAAUCUUAUCUCCACCGAACCGACUGCCAAACCACGCAAUAAAUCUCAAAACGUUACAGAAAUGUUUGAUAAUAAACCUCCUCAAUCUUCUAAUUUUUUCAAUGAACACCCAGCGUCAAAAUCUACAGAAAUAAGUAAACUUAAAAUUCCUAGCGAUACCGUAAUUAGGAUGGCCUCUGUAGAAGAUACUUCAGAUGCUCAUUCCAAUCGUGGAUCUCCGGUUAAAAAAUUUCCCGAUACUUUGGACGUACAAGGGAAUCUUGAUGAGGAUGCCUAUAGUAGUGGAGGUGAAGAGAUUUACGUCAUUUCUAGACGAGUUGGAUUCACAGAUGAUGUGGAAGAUAAUGAAGAGAAAUCAAGUCAAAAACUUAUUCGACGUGAUACACCACAUUAUACAAAACGCGCUCGAAUUCAGUCAAAAACAGCUGAUGGGAUGGAUAGUGAAGAAGCAGUAUUGAAAAUAUUAGAAAAGUAUCGAGCAUCUGUUUCACCGAAUCCUGAUUCAAAUUCAACUGAUUUUGACGGAGCUGUAAAACGAUUUGCCUCCCCAUUUGGUGGAUUAAGUCCUCCUGAUAUCCCAUUACAAAGUCGUGACUUGCAUUCUCCAUCAUCGUUACAUAGACAACCUGUUGUCGGUUGUCAACAAGAACAAGUUGAAGUACACAUCCAUCGACAACCUAAUGCUGGUUUAGGUCUUAGCGUGGCUGGUGGAGUUGGGUCAAUACCAUUUCGUGGUUUAGAUCAUGGUAUAUUUGUUAGUCGAUUAAAUCCUACUGGAUUAGCUGCCACUUCAGGACUUAAACUUGGCGAUAAACUAUUAGAGGUUAAUGGUGUUAGUCUUAUCAAUGUCGAACAUAAUGUAGCUGUGUCUGCUUUACGUGCCAAUACAAAUUACUUCCGUAUUCUAGUUGGUCGUGAUAUUCAAUUGUCUACGAAAGCAGACAAUUAUAAAAUUACCCCUCCUAUGUUAUCAGGAACAAAAUUAAACCUGUCGACUCAAUCACCACAGGUUACGGGAACUAUUAACACCAAAGAAAUACCUGAAUUUAUUCACUGUACAUUACAUCGAGAUUUAAAUGGUUUAGGAUUUAGUAUUGCCGGUGGUCAAGGCUCACUUCCUCCACCAUUAGAUAAUGAAGCUAUAUAUGUUAGUAAAAUAACAGAAGGUGGAGCCGCUCAUAAACAAGGCCAACUUCGAAUUGGUGACCAAAUUAUUAGCAUAAACGGUGUCGAUAUUAGAAACGCUCGUCACGAUGAAGCUAUUUCGUUGUUAACAAGUUCUAACGAUUCGGUAGACUUGGAAUUACUUCGUUAUAAUCCUGACAUGGUCGAUAAUUUCGAUAGUCUUCCGAAAACAUGUAAGAAUAUUUUGAAUAUUCCUACAUUUUUCCGAUGUUUAAAAUAUCUAGACAUCAUCAUACUGAGAGACUGCAUCAAAGUCAUAGACAGUGAUGUAUUUGAUGGAUUGUUGUUGGGCUAGCUUUGGUGUUUCAGAGUCUUGUGAGAAGUAAUGUUCAGUGUUUCAAAUCUCUAAAGUUUUCCACUACGUUUCCAGUCAAAAAGUAAGAUAACAAACGGCCAGAGUCAGUUUAUUUCUUACUUUUAUCCUCCCAGACCAGAAAGACUGACCGAAAACAUUUGUUGUUAAAAUAUAUGCCAUUAUUUUAAAGAAGAUUCAUUGAAACUUUUUUCUGAUACCCAGAAAUGGACCUAAUAUAGUAAACUUGUAAUAUCAUACAUUUGCACUGACAAUCCUCAAUUCCAACAUCAAAUUAGAUAUCGUAUUUAUUCUUAUUACUCUAGAUAAAUAUCGUUUACGAUAUUGGCACAAGCCUUACAGGUAUUUCAGUGAAGAUGUAAAUGUAUGUCUUAUGCAUAUUGAAAUUUGUUGUAGAUUUUGAUUAUUGUGCAUGAAUUUAUCUCCAGUUAGUUACUAUGAAUUAAAACUUCCCGUAGAAAUAUUUGUUAUUAAAAUAUAUUCGUUAAAUCUAUCCUUUAGUGAUGGUUUCCAGACCAAAUAAAUUCGUUAUUUUUUUAAAUAAGGGAUAGGUAAGGUUCAUAGUUUAUCAUCUUUUCCGUUUUCGAUAUUCUACAUUUCUGAUGAUUUAUGAACGUUCCUAGGCUUGGGUUUUGUUUCUUUUUUUCUUUUUAACAGCAGCUAACGGUUUUAUAACGUCAUCAUCAAUUCUGACGGUUAAAAGAUCGAAUAAUCAACAAAAUACUGCGAAGGCUACAGAUUUGACGGAUACAAACAGUCAUAUUUCUGAGAAAUGUGAUUCUCGGGUUUACUUAUAUAGUGAAAAGGGUAUUCCUGUGGAAAGAAUUACGGUUCGAAAUGAUGGUGGACCUUUGGGUUUAGCUAUCUGCGGAGGAUCCGAUAUUAGUUGCCUUCCGUUUGGUAACAAAGAACCAGGUAUUUUUAUAUCCAAGAUCUCCCUAGAUGGUGCAGCUCUUAAUACUGGCUUACGUAUCGGAGAUAGAGUUCUCAAAGUUAAUGGAGUCGACUUGAGGCACGCUACACAUGAUGAAGCAGUACAAGCUUUAAUCCAGCCUGUUAAAGAACUGCAACUAGAUGUACGGAGAGAUCCUCCGCCGCCAGGGCUAAGGGUAAGUUAAACACCAAUUCUUCAUAUAUGAAAUCUGCCUCCAAAUAUUACCUUAUCACUUUGAUGCAAUAUUUCCUUAUCAAUUCAGCGUAUCACUGUGACGAAACGACCUGGAGAACGAUAUGGACUACGUGUAACAGGUGGACUUAACACUGGUGAUAGUAACGUGGUAACUAAUUUAGCAUCACAUUACUCAUCACUAGCCAAUGAUGACGGAAUAUUUGUUACAUGGAUUUCACCAGAUGGUGUCAUUGCUCGAGACGGCAGAUUGAAGCCAGGUGACAGAUUAUUGGAGGUCAAUGGACAUUGGUUGAUGGGAGUUACUCUCGAUGAAGUUUUGCACGUAAGAAUUUUUCCAAUUUAACUUUAUACUAAACAAGUAGAUUCAUAUAGAUCAGUUCUCAAAAUAAUAAUAGCCGUCUUAAAAUCAUUGGUAAGGACCAUAAUCUUAAGAAGAACCGUCUGACCUGUUUGAUCACAUUAAUUCAUGACUUUGGAUGAUGUCAUGCAUAUCUACUAAGAUGAGACGCUUUGAUAAAUUACAUUUUCAAGUUAGUAUCUGGUAACACUAACUUACCACAUACGCAAUACUGCAUGAGUAAUAAUAUUUUGGUUAAAGCAGAUAAACUAUCUAUGUCACUGCUUCCAUCAAUAUAUUUGCAUAAUGUUUACAUUUUACGCAAUAACCUGUUAGUUGAUGAAAACCUCAAAUUAGUUAAUCAAGCGACUAGAACUACUAUUUUAUGAUACAAAACUAGUUUUUGUCCUAAGUUAGUUAGAACCAGUUUAUUUACAUCUUGCCUGAUUUGUAGAUGAAUUUCGUACUCACAGAAAUUAUAUAUGCUAAACAUACUAUUAUUGUUAUGUGACAAACCCUGUAUGUCAGUCCAUAUGCUUAAAUCCUGAAACCCCCGUAGUCUAUGUGAAAUAUUAUCGUCCUGAGAUUCACCUGAAUAUCUAGUGAUUAACGGUAAUAUACUUAAAACAACAACAAACGAGACAGUCUGCACAACGCAAAAACAAAUUAUGCCGAAUGAAUCACCGAUUUUUGUGGUAAUUAUCAUUGCCCCGUUUCAGUAAGUCCGAAAUUAUCAUCGUGUAUACCUUUAUAAUGAAUUUUAAUCUGUGCUGUCUAAAAUGGAAGUGCAUAUUAUUCUUGACAGAUAUUUUGGGAAUCUAAAUCGACUUUGUCAUGUGUGGUAUGCGAUGGUCCAGUCGAAUUCGCUCUCCAGAUUAAUAAAACAAGUCAUUCAAUGAAUACUGAACCGUCUACAUAUUCUCCUGCUAUGCCAUUUUCUAUCAUACGCUCCACAAUGCCAGAAAUCGCUGAUGCAUCUGUCGACGAUAAUCCUACCUCUAACUCACAAUUAGAGAAAGUAAACAGCAUCCAGAGAUUAAACUCAGUAAGCAAAAUUUUCAGUACUUUUGUUUCGAAUCAGUUUCGAGUAGAGUUUAGAGGCUGCUCGAUUUAAAGCUAGUUGUCGUCACAAUCUGGGAAAUCAUUAUUUAAAAAAACAAAGUAUAACUGAGCAGCUAUUCUAUGGUAGCUUAGAAAUCCACCUAGGGAUCCGUCUCAAGACCUGCUGUUUCUGCAAAAUAUAUAUAGGAAGCUUGUCUCCGUAAACAACUUUUGUAUUUAAAAACAAUCUGAUUAGUUAACCUGAACCCAUACUGAACGCAUUAACUCAACAGAAGUUAGGUUCGGUGCAUUGCCAAAUAAGCAUAUAUUUAAUGAACUAUGAAUAUCAACGUUGUUUGAAUUUGUUAUGUGAAUACAGUGACGUCUUUUUAUACUUCAGGAGGCUGCUGUGCGUCACUAGUAUCAACCAAACUGAAUGGUGGUUGGCGCGAAAGCACUCGUGGUGAUAUUUAAAUAUACAUUUUCUCUCAAUUUCAUUACCUUCAACUAGACUUUGAACCAGUCUUUUAAAUGACAUAGUGAUUUACUUACGCUUGUUAUUUUGUCUCCUGUAAAGAGUUGUACAGCGCCUUAUUAAUUUUUUUUAUUCCUUGCUCACAAUUUUAGUGAUGUAAGAACAAUUGUGUAUCUCCUUACAAUCGAUAGCACAUACCCUCGUGCGCUUAUGUACUUUUUUAUGUUUGAAUUUCAAUAAAAAUGUUCCGUUUGUU
Messenger RNA from Schistosoma margrebowiei, 6895 nucleotides. Lineage: Eukaryota; Metazoa; Platyhelminthes; Trematoda; Strigeidida; Schistosomatidae. The record is from the annotation of a GenBank genome assembly.